Molecule: messenger RNA, 1287 nt
Organism: Teleopsis dalmanni
Lineage: Eukaryota; Metazoa; Arthropoda; Insecta; Diptera; Diopsidae
Product: serine protease grass-like
Exons: 6
Coding region: 94-1206 (370 amino acids)
Biological process (GO): proteolysis
Molecular function (GO): serine-type endopeptidase activity
Source: RefSeq, a predicted model, not a curated record
GUGCGGUUUAAAGUGUGUUUAUAUAAUUGAAAGAGUAAUGAAAUAAUUUUUAUAUUCUCAAAUUAAGAAUUAAAAUAGUUUUAAAAAGAAUAAAUGAUCGAUAUGAGAUCGUACAAGCACCGAUAUUUUUUUGAAGUUAUUGGGGUAUUGAUUACUUUAAGCUCCAUUGCAAAUGCAGAGCAAUCCUGUUUUACCCCAUCUGGCUUAUAUGGCAAUUGUGUACCUAUUCGCUCCUGCGUUAAAGUCGUCAACGAACUAUUAAGAUUCGGUAAAAAUGCACCACAAAGUUAUAGAGAACAAUUGAUACAAUCUCAGUGCACUGGAUCAACGCUAGAAAAUUUUAGCGAUAAUAUAAGCAUCUGUUGUGCUUUUACCGAUAAUAGCAUUAGCAUCAGUGAGCGACUAACAGAUUCAGGCGGCAUAAAUCAGAGAGGCCUAGAUCUUCUCCACUCGUUAAAGUGCGGUAUAAAAAAAUUUAUUCGUAUUGCUGGUGGUACACCAGUACCAUUGGGUAAUUACCCUUGGCUGGCGUUGUUACGUUAUGAAGCAAACACGAAUCCAUUCAAAUGUGGUGGUUCUUUAAUAACUCAUCGUCAUGUCAUAACUGCAGCUCAUUGUGUUGUUAAGUUUCAAUUUAAUAUAGUCGAUGUACGUUUAGGUGAACAUGAUAUAAACACGGAUUCAUCCUCUAAAAGUUAUGGCAUUGAAAAAAUUACCGCACAUCCAGAUUACGAUAGUAAUACAUAUUUAAAUGAUUUGGCCAUCAUUACUUUAGAUCGUACAGUUAACUUCAAUAAACAUAUCAAACCAAUUUGUCUACCCAUAACCCCAAGUUCAUUAGUAAUUGCAAGAGAUCAGGAAUACAUCAUUGCUGGUUGGGGUAUUACAGAGAAUGGCACAACAUCUCCAAUACCAUUGAAAGCAAACGUUCCUCACCGUGAUAAUGAUUACUGUACACAAAUUUACAGAGGCUUAGAGAUUGCAAGGCAACAAAUUUGCGUUGGUGGCGGCAGUAAUAUCGAAACAUGCGCCGGUGAUUCUGGUGGCCCAUUGUUCUUUAAUGCAAACUACAGAGGUACAAUAACUCGAUAUGUACAAUAUGGAGUUGCGUCACUAGGCGGUGUUGGUUGCGGUCGUGUUACGUAUCCUGGUAUUUUUACAAACUUGAAAGAAUUCAUUCCAUGGAUUACAAAUGUCAUCGCCUAAACUACAAAAAAAUGACGCUUACAUUUUAAUACUAAUUUAGUCAACAAAUUUUAUUUUUUACAAACUUUUGCAUUUCUUGCC